UCCCCCGACGUCACUUCCGGCGGAUGUGGAGCAAACUCUCACAACACCGAGCUACAGCUGCGGUCGGAAGCUAGCGCUAGCCGCGUCCAUUGUCCGUGGGUUUAACGACACAAACAGAGGGGAACAUGUCAGACACGGAGACGAAACCAUCCAGCCAAGACGGGGGAGACAAGAAGGAUGGAGAGUACAUCAAGUUAAAAGUGAUUGGACAGGACAGCAGCGAAAUCCACUUUAAGGUUAAAAUGACGACACAUCUGAAGAAGCUGAAGGAGUCUUACAGCCAGAGACAGGGGGUUCCAGCAAGCACGCUAAGGUUUCUGUUUGAAGGACAGAGAAUCGCAGACAACCAAACUCCGAAAGAGCUGGGUAUGGAGGACGAGGACGUCAUCGAGGUCUAUCAAGAACAGACUGGUGGACUUUGGAACGAUUAAACCUCCUGCAUUUAAUUUUUUUUUUUUUUUCUUAUUUUGUAUUUUAUUUUGUAUGUAUGUACGUAUUUUUUAGUUUCAAACCAUCUGGAUCAAAACCUACUCUUAUCAGGGCUUCCAUGAAUGAGGAAAGAUGAACAGACUGAGGUAAAGACGAGGAACAGGACAGCGAGUAUCUGGUUCUCUGAAGUGCAGGGACGCUCAUGUUGUUGACCCGAGCAAUAGCAUUCAACGCGUGGGUUACACCCAAAGUCACACAGACAAAACUGCUUUUGUUCAAGGUUUUUUUUAGUCCCGUUUUUUUUGGGGUGUCAGCAGAAGCAAAUAAUGCUGUCAAGGAACAAUCUGCAUUAAAGGAAUAGUUCACCCAAAAAGGAAAAUGCUGUGAGCUCAUCACGCUUAUUACAGCGGUAACAGGUCAUCAGCAGACGACGUCACGCGGUUAGUGUGCAGCGCCGUGUCCGUGUUCUACAAAGAAUUACAAGAUAUUAAAACCAGAAAAGUGAUCCAUCCUGUAUCAUUUUACUGCUCUGAAGCCAAAUGGCACCAAGUGACCAAAAAGUUGAAUAAAUCGUUAUUUGUUUUUAAAAUUUAGUAAUUGUUCUGCACACAGUUUUGGAAAUUAAUGUAAUAACCAAAAAGUUAAAGUUGUUCAAUUCAAAUUGGAUAACGUCAGGAUGUGGCAUCCUGUGUUGCUGCGCUGUGCGACUUGCAUUGGUGCAAUUCGGAGGAUUUUUGUCCUCAAAGUGAUUGAAAUGCUUUGACUUUAAUACUAGUUAAUCAAUAAGCAUUUAUUUGACUAUUAUAGAAACAUGAGAACACCUGUUGCAAAAAAACCCACAAAGGUCCACCUGGCUUCUUAAGUUUGACCUCGCUGAAGCAAAGCUGGGUCUGCUGAGCAAAUAGACUUUUGGAUGCACUAUUCCUUUAAAUCUGUGUUUGACGAGCAGUGAUCAAAAACACUGGCACCAUUUUCUUUUUUUCUGAUACGGGACAUUGAAAAAGCUCGAUGUCAAAGAUGCAGUUUGGCCGUUCAAUCCGCACAUCUUCUGUUCAACAUUCUUAGCAGUGAGUCACUAGGAAACGUUCUGAUAUCCAGCUGGAUUACUGGUCAGACCUCAACACCACAUAAUGGAAAGGAGUUUGUCAACACUUCUUUCAGAAUAAUUUGCAUUUACAGCCUGUGUGCCAUUUCAGAGGAACUGCACCCGUCACCAAACAGUAAAAUGAUUAUUGACCUGAUGCAGUAAUAUUUUAGAUUUCAAAAACACUUUUUAAAUGAUAAUUGUGCUUUACUUGUAUAUGUUGGAUUCAGUAUUAGAGUGCGUUUGAACGAUAUGCCAAAUGUAUCUGCAGCGUCGUCUUUUAUUUAUAUUUGAGGGGUCGACUCUGUAGAUACAUCUGAACAUAUACCCGGAUGGAAAUAUUUUUGCUUGCCGACAGUCAUGCAGUGUUUGUUUUAGGAAAGAUCUUGCAGAUAUUCAUCUCCGAACAAUGACAUGUUAUACUGUGGUGUCGGCGCUUGUUUUUGAAGCUUUUCCUUUUGGAAAGAAACUCUCACUGUGUGUGCUGUAUGACGCUCCUCAAGAAGGUUAGAAUCAUGAGCAGCCCCAAACAAACAUGUUGUUUCACUCAUCACAAACUCAACACCAGGUUUAAGCUGCAGUGUGUGAUGGUUGAACCACAGCUCAGUGCUCUCAAUACAAAGUCAUGCCAGCUGCCUCUACUGCCAUACAUUAUGUUUUCAGCAUCCAUAAACAGCAGAAAGCUACUUUUAAAAGGACCCAUCUUCUCUAGAUGAAGUGAAGCAUUGAUUAUAUUCAAUUGUCAGGUUGAGGUGUCCUUAUAAGCAAAAGAUUUUCUGUUCAUGUUUUCCUUCGUGCGUCGGUGAACUCCACCCAAACCUCCACACAGGAAGUGCUGUGACUUGAGCCAUAACACUGAUCUCAGUGAGGCGGAGGGACUGUUCAUUAUCAGAGGAACAUUGAUACAGAUGGUUUGAAAUUCUGGAGAUGAGCUUGUUGCUUUUUUUGAAUAAAAUAUUUAAGAAAAUA
Molecule: messenger RNA, 2482 nt
Organism: Anoplopoma fimbria (sablefish)
Lineage: Eukaryota; Metazoa; Chordata; Actinopteri; Perciformes; Anoplopomatidae
Gene: sumo1
Product: small ubiquitin like modifier 1
Exons: 5
Coding region: 126-431 (101 amino acids)
Biological process (GO): protein sumoylation
Cellular component (GO): PML body; nucleus
Molecular function (GO): protein tag activity; ubiquitin-like protein ligase binding
Source: RefSeq, a predicted model, not a curated record